UAAUCUGUGCUGACGAAGAUAGUGUCCUAAAAAACAAAAGAGGCAAAAGCAGAGAAAGCUUCAAAAUGUCUGUAACAGCAACACACAUGAACACGAUCAAUCACUUGUCAGCAUCAUGUAAAACCCCCAAUCUCCAGCUACCCAUCUGCUCCGUUCGCAGAUUCGCUCUACCUUGUCCUCGUAAACCCAACUAUUCUCUGUCUCAGUUGCUUCCCAAAUCUCUAAAUGGCUCCUCCCCUCUCAAUCGAAGAUCGAGAUUCAACACUCGCAAACGCUUAUCCGUUUCCAUGGAGUGGCAAGACUGCACAGUGAAGAUGGAAGUAGAUAUUCCAGUAUCAGUAGCGUAUAACUUCUACUUGGAUCGUGAGUCUUUCCCCAAGUGGAUGCCUUUCAUUUCAUCCGUUGAGGUGUUAAAGGACAAGCCUGAUCUAUCACGUUGGUCACUCAAGUACAAUGCUUUUGGCCAAGACAUCAAGUAUUCUUGGCUUGCUCGCAAUCUUCAGCCUACUCCUAAUCAGAAAAUCCAUUGGAGAUCUCUUGAAGGUCUUCCUAAUAAAGGAAGUGUUCGGUUCUUCCCUAAAGGUCCUUCAUCUUGCCUCGUUGAGCUAACUGUAUCAUAUGAAGUCCCUGCGCUUUUAACCCCCGUGGCAUCGGCGCUCCGGCCCUUUUUAGAAACCUUGCUUAGAGGUGGACUUGAAAGAUUUGCAACACUGGCUAAAACCACUUAAAGAAAAGGAAUCUGUAUGUAUGCAUCAUCUCUGUGUCUUUCUGAUUCUGGGCUUUAAGAAUAUCUCUUGGUAUAUAAAUGAUUGUCCUCAUGAUUAAGGAGGGCUUGUUUACUGUGACUUUUUUAUUCUUAAAGUUAAUAAUCUUUAUAACUCUUAUUAGCAGAACUUUUGGUUUA
Molecule: messenger RNA, 904 nt
Organism: Brassica oleracea var. oleracea
Lineage: Eukaryota; Viridiplantae; Streptophyta; Magnoliopsida; Brassicales; Brassicaceae
Exons: 9
Coding region: 66-728 (220 amino acids)
Source: RefSeq, a predicted model, not a curated record